AAGCCAGCAAGAGACUGAAAAGAGCAAGAGAAAGUGGCAGCUGAGAAGGACUGUGAAAUCACCUCCCCUUUUUUGGACUGUCGAUCAGAGCGAGAGUUGUACAUUAUUAUUAUUGUUUUUCUUUCUGCGUCUAUCUGUCCACAUACGCAGGCAGAGAAAGAGACAAGUACUGACAGUGAAACUCGACGAGACCAGCCAUGGUAGCAAGGGCUCAGCCUGAUCGGAAACAAUUACCGCUGGUCCUACUGAGAUUGCUUUGCCUUCUCCCUACAGGGCUGCCAGUCCGCAGCGUGGAUUUUACCCGAGGUACCGAUAACAUCACCGUGAGGCAAGGGGACACAGCCAUCCUCAGGUGUUAUGUAGAAGACAGAAGCUCCAAGGUGGCCUGGUUAAAUCGUUCUGGCAUCAUUUUUGCUGGAGAGGACAAGUGGUCCCUGGACCCUCGAGUAGAGCUGGAGAAGAGAAACCCCCUGGAAUACAGCCUGCGGAUCCAGAAAGUGGAUGUCUACGAUGAGGGGUCCUACACGUGUUCAGUGCAGACACAGCAUCAUCCCAAGACUUCCCAGGUUUACUUGAUUGUGCAAGUUCCACCAAAGAUCUCCAAUAUCUCCUCGGACAUCACCGUGAAUGAGGGCAGCAAUGUGACCCUGGUUUGCAUGGCAAAUGGGCGUCCUGAGCCUGUCAUCACCUGGAGGCAUCUCACUCCCACAGGCAGAGAGUUUGAAGGUGAGGAGGAGUACCUGGAGAUCCUGGGGAUCACACGAGAGCAGUCGGGCAAGUACGAGUGCAAAGCUGCCAACGAAGUUGCCUCAGCAGACGUCAAGCAAGUCCGGGUCACUGUGAACUACCCUCCCACCAUCACAGAGUCCAAGAGCAAUGAAGCGGCCACGGGACGACAAGCCUUACUGCGGUGCGAGGCAUCAGCAGUGCCCACGCCCGAUUUCGAGUGGUACAGAGAUGAUACCAGGAUAAACAGCGCCAAUGGUCUGGAGAUAAAGAGCACGGGGAGCCAGUCUCUGCUGAUGGUGGCCAAUGUCACUGAGGAGCACUACGGGAACUACACCUGUGUGGCUGCCAACAAGCUGGGAGUCACAAAUGCCAGCCUAUACCUUUACAAACGAGUUUUACCCACACUCCCCAAUCCUUUUCCAGGACCCGGCACAGGGAGAGUAGACAACGGCUCCAUGAGUUUGGCCGUCCCACUGUGGCUUCUGGCAGCAUCCCUGCUCUGCCUACUCAGCAAAUGUUAAUACAAAUCAGAAUUAAAAUAAUAAUAUUAAUAAUAAUUAAAAAAACAACACGACAACAACAACAACAACACACAAAACAAAACGCGUUAUACAGGAGACAGAGCGAAGAGAGGGGAGAGAGAAAAAAGAGGGGGGGAGAGAGAGAGACGACUGUUUCUUUCACAACUUUUGUGUGUUCAGGAGCGAAGAGGGGGGAGAGGAAAAAUUACAGCAAAGAAGACUCAGCAACAUUUAAUCCAAAACCUGAAAAGCCGGCUGUCAAGUCAUCGACUGCCUAGGAGGCAACACGAAGCGAGGGAGAGAAUGGGGCACCAGCAAGGAUCGUGUCGCCAGAGGAUGCUGCAAUGUAAACAAUCCAACAAAACCUGCAAAGCCAAUCAAAAAGAAGAUCCCUUUUCUUUUCUCUCCUCCUUCCUCUUUUCCAUACUCCCUCACUUUGCUUCCUUCCUCCUCUUUCUUUCUUUUGCAGAAAGAGGUCUUUGCUUCGUUGUCUAUAGCCAUUUAACUUUUUGGAUGCCCUGGGUCAUUUUUGUGAGCUAAUGCUCAGCCAGUUCAUACUUUUAAAAACAAAUCUAAAAAAAAAAAAAAAAAAAAGAGAAAAGAAAAAAAAAAAUAACAGCCACAAACCAGAGCAAGUCACCUGAAGCUCUCUGCACACUGGUGUCCUGUGAAGAACCCCUUCCUCUCUUCACUUCACCCUGUGCUCAUGUGCACCCAGCCCUUGCUAAACACCUUAUUUCCUUUCCUGUCCCCUCCUUCAUGCAACAUCACCCCCACAGGCCUAAUCUAAAGCUGUGUCAACUCUACUGAAAGCCUACUUUUUUUUUUCUUUUAAAAUCCUCUUCCUUCCCCCCCCUCAAUUCAACCAGGUGUCUUUCUCUUUCUCCUGUGUAUGCCUGUGUGCGUGCGUGCAUGCAUGUGUGGCUCUUGCUCCGUCUUCCCUCUUUCUCUCUUUCUCUUGCUCUCUCUAAGCAUGCAAAAUGAACAGCCCAUGUGUACAUAUGCUCAUCCUGUUGUAGAUAAUGUCCUGCCUUGUAAGUGUGAGACAAGAUACAGAGAGAUCACUUAGGCAGAGAAGAGGGGUGAGGAGAGAGGGGCAGCUGCAAAACAGGUUCAUAUUGUGUCCCCUCUCCUAUGUCCUCACUGGCUUUUUGUCUUCUGGCCAUCUUGCUUGCAAGAGUCAGUCUGCACCGUUGUCUAGGCUUUUUCUCCUCUCCUACUUCCAAUCUGUUUGGCUCUCAGCCUCCAAGUACCAGUGUAGCAGCUCUUGCUAUGCAUGAGUGCUUGCACACAUGCAUGGGGGUGUGCACUCAUGUGCAAUUGUCCAAGCAAGCAGAAGAAACCAGGACUGGCCUACAACACUAUGGACUGAAGAGUGCAGUCACCAUUCCUCCUGGGGAUGGGAGGCUGGGUCGGUGGGGUGUGAGUGAUGAGACCUUGGACAUCACCAAGCAGCCAUUCCUUUUAGAUACAGUGUGCAUAGGAACAAUACCUCAACACAAAAACCACAAUCUGGUCAUUCCUAACCAUUUUGGUAGACAUGCAAAAAUAGAGCCAAUACCCUUUUUUGUUGCUUUGUUGUUUUUGUUUUUACUGUCCUCCCCAGUAUAAAAGGAAAUGUAGGCUGUGUAAGGGGGAGUGUGUGUGUGUGUGUGUGUGUGUGUGUGCUGUAUACCACUGCUAUUACAAAACACACCGCAAAUUCCACAUUUGAAAGAAAUUGGGUCAGAAAAUGUCCAGGACUUGUGAAUGUAAGAAAUAAAACAAAUGUCAGGUCCAAAAUCCUGGGCUUACAAAGAAGGAGCAUAAAAUGAUGCAGCGAAGAAGUGGGCAGUACAAUUUCCCCUGCUCUUCUCUUAUCUCAAGGGUGCUGGUUUUGCUGAGAGUGCCCCACACUUCCCCUGUGGCAGAAUCACAUACAGAGGUGCCAACAAGAGAGGCUUUAGUGGUUCCAAGUGAGGAAGUGAAAAAAAGCUGUGAGAAACAGGACUGAGAAAAUGGUGGGCAGUGGCUGGAAUUUGUCACACCAGCACAAUGUCUGCUGCAAGAGCCAGAGUGAGCAGGGGCUGCAGUGCCUGUGUGUGGGUGGGGGCAGUGGGAAGAAGAUUCCUGUGUCCCCUGGCCUGUCACGAGCCAUAGUAUCCACCAGCAGCAAAGAUGAUAAAGCACAGGGUUUAUCAGGUAGGCCUUUUUUGGAGAGAGGGAUGUGCAGGGGAGAGCUUGAUUUAGCCCAGUGAAGUCGAGUGACCAUCCCACCACAGCAGAGUGUUUUACAGGUGCUCAGCCACUCGGCUUUCAAGCAGCAGCCAGUUUGCUCCUCUGUCUUUGCCCUGGGCACCAGGGCAGUGGCAGCACGCUUGGCAGCUGUGCUCACAUGAAGGCAAGGGGGAAACAGCUUGGCCUUGCAGUGUGCGGGAGGGGAUGCCCCCAGGUGUCCCCUGACAGGAGGGAAAGUGGGAAUUGCUGCCUGCGAGCCCGUCCCCACCUUUGCGUGGGCGGGACACAGUCCGGUGAGGCUGUGCCUUGCACUGCGGCACUGCCGGCGCUGCUGAGCUCAGCUCUUCCGAGAAGCAGCAGGCAUGCAAUUAAGCAGGCAGUCAAGGGCUCCUCCCAGGCAGCCAGAAGAGCAAGGAGAUUUAUUAGACACAUGAGAGGCUGAAGUUUGGGCAUUGCAAGAGCUACUGUGGAAUUGGAUGGUGGUAGUUUAUGCUCCUCCAGACGCCAAAGCCAUACCUGCAAGAGGGUGCAAGUCACAAGUGGGCAACUGGUGCUUGAAAUCCACCCAAGGCAUCCAGGGAUGGCUCCCUUCCUCCAAAAUUGUCAGUCAUUGAUGGGACUUGGGCAUUUCUUUUGGAGACUGGUGUGUGUCAGCCCACGAAAAAAUACGCCCUGCAUCCUUCAGAGCAUUCAGAGGUCCCAGUCCUCGUGCCUAACUUUCAGGAGGGCCGUCUAAUUCAGAGUCUUAGUAACAAGUCCAGAUUUUCUACUGCAGCAGGCCUCCUCUUUCCCCUGGUACAGCCGUGAGCUGAUCCUGGUUCCAGAAGCCAGGUCUGGGAGCUGCACCCUUUCCUGCACACUGGCACGAGGGAAAACACACACUGCUCUUUCUUGGGGCUGUACCUAUGCCUGGAUUUAUUGCCACAGGAUUUAUUUGUUGAAAAAGGUGGGCAGCCUGCAGUGUCUUGCUGUGACAGCCUGCUCCUAAGGGCUGAGUCAAGCCCACUUUAGGUUCUUUGAUGUCAACCCGGUUGCUAUGGUAGCACCUGUCCCAUGUGCUCUCUGCAUGUGUUUUUGUCACUGUGGGGUCACUCCUGGCCACUGGGGUCACACACAUCAGACCCCUACGGUGUGGUGGUGGUCAUUGAGUCCCAGCUCCUCAUUAUCUCACGUCUGUUUUGGUUCAAAGGAGUUUUGAGGGGAUGGUUUUUUUUAGAUGUCAAGGCAUAUGGUUAAAAGGGAGAUAUCUCACUAAAAGCAGGGAAUCAAUUUUUUUAAAUCAUCUGCCCAUUAGUGGGGGAAAUGGCCUCAGCCCCAGUGCUGGGAUCUGGUUUCUUCUGCAGGCCCUGGGCAGAUCUUUGCCUCUGUUGUGUGGCUGUAAAACAGGGUGAAAGCCAGUUAAUUGCAGACCUCUCUGAGAAAAGCCACCAACACCAAGUAUGCCUGUUGUCUGCAGAAGUGCUGGGAACCAUACUCCUGGCAAUGUCUGUUCCUAGGGAAAUUAUGGGUAAAAUUAUGGGUAGGUUGGAGCUUGAUUUUCUCCAAGAAUCUAAUCCUGUGAGCUGCAGUGUACCUCACAGGGUGCCGUAAAAAUCUUCCUGUUUCUCCUGAACUCAAGCUGAAUGCUUUUUCCCAUUCUUUCUCCCCUCCAUCCUCUGAUGGAGAUGUUGCAAUGGCUUUUCUUGUGUCUCAGGCCCUUCUCCCUGAAACUCUUUCUCCUAAUCAUCUCUUUUCCCUGUUUGCAUUGCUAUCUUUCCCAUCACCUCCCAAAAAGCUGUGUUCUUGCUUCCUGCUGCCUCUCAGCUGGUUGGGGACCAGGGAAGGUGGGUGUUUGAAAUGGGACACCAGUUCCUUGAGCUUGUCAGUGUAAUUGUGUUUGAUUGAUGGAGAUUUAACAUUUAGUGUCAUAAAAAGAUAUGAACAAAAUGGAAAAAAAAAUUGUAUUUCUUCUACUGGUUUGUAAAUAUUACAAGAGUUACAUGAGAUGUCUGGUAAUGUCAAAGCAGAGGAACAAAAACUUAGAUUUCAUAUAUGGCCCCAUAAUUGCUAGCAGAUUUCUAACCCUUUUCGGAUGACUGAGAGGAGGGGUGAAGGCAAGUCUUUCUGAAAGGACCUGGGCAGGGGAAAUGCAGCCACCCCGAGCCACAUGAACUCCAUGCAUGAUUGUAGCAUGUUGGUUGGAGCGUGUGCCUGGUCAGAUGGAAAACGAAGCAAACGCCUGUCUCUGAACGGCUGGGAAGGGCGCUGUGGGAUGCUCCGGCCGGCCGACACCUGUAUCCUGGCAGUCGUGUUCAUUUCUGUUUGUUUGCAGCCCCACACUCGUGGCUCAGUGAUGCACCCUCUCCUCCUCCUCCUCCUCCCCCGUACCCGCUUUCUUCACCGGUGAAGUUGUGUCGCCCCAUGCUAACCCCGAGUGCAUGUGAACGUGCCAUUCAUGGAGAUCUCAUUGGUGACAUGCAUUGUGUCAAGAGUUAGUCUUUGUCUGCACAUCUUUCUCACACCACUGACUGUUCACCACUUGGGCAGAUCGCUCGUGCACUGCUGCUUGACCCACUUUUGGUCAAAGAACAUCCAAGCCCCACCAGCUCUUCUUAGUUCCAGGUGCAUCCAGACCAUGCCCCCAGCCACCUGUCUGAGCAACCCCGUUCUGAAUGUCCAAGCCCACAGCAUGGACAAAGCCACCAUCAAAAGCCAUGUGGUCUCCAGGCUGAGUAGAAGCUACACAUCUGGAAGGAAUCUGGGGGAGCAGCAGGAAGUCCUGAUGAAACAAGAGGAUCUGGGAAGUUGGAGGAGUUAUGCUAGAAUCCUUCACAGACCCACCAGCAGAUGAUAUUUCAGCUCAGUUUUUGUGUAGUGUUUCAUCACUUCGCCCUUCCCUGGUGAGGGAAUCUAUGGGCACAGGGAAACACCUCUUCUCCUCCUCCCAACCCCUCACACCUCUGCUUCCUCUCCUCCAAGCAGACUGACCUGCAGCCCAAAUCAUCAUGGUGCUUGAUGUGAUGUAGCAACUGACAUGGGGGAUGGCUGACCAAGACAGUAUGACAGAGGAGGUGCUAGGGGGGUGAGCAGUUCUCUCUCUUUCUCUCUCUCUUUCUCUCCUGAUGGUGCACAAUCUUACUGCUUCUCUGACUCAAGGACACAAAACUUCUUGAGUUUGGGAUGCUGGGAGCAAACUGUCUUAUGGGAAGAGCAAAACUUGAGGCAGGGAAGUGAUGGAGAAGCUGGAUGGUAAUUUCCAAGCUGUGAUGCCAGUGGAAAAGGGUAGGGAUGAGUGCUGUCCAUCAUCCAUGCACAGAACUCUCAGGUUCACCAGCGAGGAGACCAUGGCCUCUCAACGCUAAUCUUAGAGUGGCUUCAUUUCCAGUGGGAUGCCCAGAAGAUGAUUUUUUUUUAAUUGCAUGACUGCUGGCUAAGAGCUAUGUCACACCACUAAAGCCUCUUUCACUUUUCCUUCUUGUAACUUGCUAGAACAGCGAUCGGGCAGCUCCCACAGCCCCCAGAAUUUUGCCUAAUGGUUGGCUUCCAUUGGGGCAACAUAUGGUGCUUGCUUGUUGGUUCACUUGCUGUAAGGGGGAGCAGAACUCAUCCUGGUGAGAGUACGUCAGUAUGGUCCUCUGAACCUCUGUGGGUCGGGGUGAUAGAGUGAGGCAAGGAGAUCUCCAAGGCAGGCCUUGGGCAGGAGGAGCAGCUCUCCUAAUUAGCCCAGGCUGGUGGGAAGCAAAGUCCUUCACUUGCUGCAGGCUUGGGUUAGCUGGCACCACAGCAACUCGGAUGGCCCUGCAAGCCUUGUAGGAGUGGAGAAGGAGGGGGCAGUGACAGGGGGACAUGACUGCAGCGCAGGUGGUGGGGGCUGCAUGAGCAGCAGGGCUCCUUGGGCAGCGCAGCUGGGGAAGGGGCAGAGGUUGCAUCCCAGGUGGGCCCUUCUUUCCCUGCCUGUCCUCAUGGUGCAUCAGGAGCUCCCUCCUGACCUCCUGGGACAUGCUCACCAUGCAGCAAAAUGGGCCUCAGUGAGUAAAGCAGUGUGGCACCACGUGUGGUGGCUCCAGCCAUGUCCUGAGGAAAGGCGUGUGGAUGUUUCUGUCUGUAACAGAGGGGUCAUGGGUGGAGACGAGGAGCAAGGCCUUCCUAGGAGCCAGCCAGUGGGGAGAGCACGUCCCAGGCGGGGCUGUCCUUCUCCAGAAUUGUGACAUUUGCUCCCCGUUUGAGCACACACAGGCUCACACGCACACGCCCGCCAGCUCCACGGCGCACAUGCUACGGGAGUGCUCCUGGGCGCUCUCCUUCCCCACACGCUCCACCACGCACAGCCAGGCAGGGCUCAGCCUCCUUCCUGCUGCUGGCCGUGGCUCUGCCUGUGACACACAGCUACCUUGUGACCUCCUGAGGAGCCAGGAGAAGGCCUGGGCACGCCUGUGCCUGUGCCUGUGCCUGCGGGAGCACACGUGUGCACCAGGAAAGGGAGGAGGGGGCACAGAGCAGGAACUUGCCUCCACGGUGCCACCUCCCAAAAUCAUUCAACCUUCCCAGCUGGAGCCAAGAUUCAUCCUCUAGACCUUGAGAAUGAAGUCCAGUCCCUUCUUCUUGCUACACGGUGGGGUGGUUAGAACUCUCCUCAUUAACAGUGUUAUAUACAUAUAAAUAUAUAUAUAUAUCUAUAUCUUUAUAUAUAUUUUUCCCCAGCACUGUAGACAUGAGCUGAACUUCUCUUUAAUGAAACGAGAAAAUGGCCAUUUUAUUUUUUCCAUUGUUUUGGUUUUGAAACUAGCUCUGUGAAAGAAAAUUUUAAAAGCGCAAGUGUGUGUGUAAAGGAACCAAUCAAAAAAAUUAAACCCAAAAAACAAAUGAACAAAACCCAGUGAUGAAAUAAAAAAAAGAAGCUUUUUAUUUUUUCUUUUCUCAAUGUAUUUAACUUCUGUUAUCUCGUUUCUGUUUCUUUACAUGUAUGAAUGCUCUGCUCUUCUGUGAUCUUAAAAAAAAUAUACAAAAAAAUACAAAAAUUAAAUAAACAUGAAAAGGAGGUAAUGUU
Messenger RNA from Agelaius phoeniceus (red-winged blackbird), 8493 nucleotides. It is a transcript of the gene LSAMP, whose product is annotated as limbic system associated membrane protein. The record is from RefSeq and is a predicted model, not a curated record. Lineage: Eukaryota; Metazoa; Chordata; Aves; Passeriformes; Icteridae.